AUGGCCACCGACUACAGCAAGAAGACCAACGCCGAGCUUGUGGAAGUCCUCAAGGCUCGCUCUCUGCCACACACUGGUAAAAAGGCCGAACUAGUUGCUCGUAUCCAGGAGGACGACGAGAAGACAACCGGAGCUCCCGCCGCCGCUCCCGCCGCAGCCUCAACCGACGCCGCAGAGGACGUGAUCGAUUGGGAUGAUGAUGUGCCCGGAGAGACAGCUGCCACUGAACAGCCUUCCACCGAGGCUGGUGCCAAUGUCAUUGCUGCUGGCGGCAAGGGCGCCGUCCCCAACCCCGUUGCCGUCCCCAACCAGAAACUCGACACCGAUCCCGCUACCACCGAUGAUUUGAAGGUGGAAUCGACCGGCGAGGUUGUCGCUGCUGCAGCGGAACCAGUUGAAGAGACUGAGAAGAAGCCUGCAGUUGAUUACACCCGUGGUCUGCCUGCAACCGAGUUGGAAGAAGAGCUGCGCAAGCGCAAGGCGCGCGCUGAGAAGUUCGGCAUUGUCGAGGAUACAGAGACAGCACUGAAGGAGGCCGAGAAGUCAAUUGCGCGCGCCAAGCGUUUCGGUGCGGAGACCGAUAACACUGCCAGCGCAAGCGUGAAGGGCCUUGAUCAGGCACUCCCGGAUGAGAAGUCGCGCAAGCGGGCUCGUACCGAGGGCGGAUCAGGUGGCCAGGGUGGCCAGGACCGUCAGGGUGGCCAGGACCGUCAGGGUGGCCGAGGUGGUAAGCGUCGUGAUCACGGUCGCAACCGUGGCCGACGUGGAGAUGAUCAGAACCGCCGCGGUGGAAACAAGGGAGCUAGCGCCCCGGGUGGACAGAAGAGCCGGAAUGAUAAGGAUGCAUUGGCCUUGGAGGCGCGCAAGAAGCGAUUCGCGACUGCUGCUUGA
Molecule: messenger RNA, 891 nt
Organism: Penicillium verhagenii
Lineage: Eukaryota; Fungi; Ascomycota; Eurotiomycetes; Eurotiales; Aspergillaceae
Product: SAP domain-containing protein
Exons: 1
Coding region: 1-891 (296 amino acids)
Biological process (GO): poly(A)+ mRNA export from nucleus
Cellular component (GO): nucleus
Source: RefSeq, a predicted model, not a curated record